Messenger RNA from Amoebophrya sp. A120, 3663 nucleotides. The record is from the annotation of a GenBank genome assembly. NCBI's taxonomy places the organism in Eukaryota, Dinophyceae, Syndiniales, Amoebophryaceae.
AUGGACCUCUCGGGUGCGGAGGAUGAGGACCUCUUGCCCGGAGGGGUCGAGCAGGGUCCCCGCGCGGAAUCCGAAACGGCGGUACUGAAUCUGGACAAGAUCCAUUAUCCUGAGUAAAAACGUCCCUACCCCAGAGUUGUCAUGCAAUUCUGCAUGCUGAAGAUGUUUCUCAUGCGGAGCUCCAUGACAAGCAUUUACUAGUCGCGUUUCGGAGUUUGUCAUGCUCCAAUCAGCAUGCUGCGCUAGAUCUGUGAUGCUGCUGCACUAGCUAAACAGGACCACACUACGAGGACAAACUUGUCAUGCGAAACAACCACAGCUGGCUGAUUUGUCUAGCAGAUUGCCCAUCUGGACUCUGGUGUGGGGACGUUUUUCCUCGCAAUAUCCAUCCCAAUCCGUUUAUCAAGAACCGGGACCGCCUCUGCGACGCCAUCAUCAACUCGCUGAAGGCGAUAUCAAAUGUAAAAAUGUCUGGGUCUAGAAGAAUCCGAACUUGUGACGCUGUCUCUGGAUUCUGAAAAAAAUUGUAUUGCAUGACCAGCAAGAGGGUCCAGUUUGUGCUACGCGGAGAGGGCAUUUCUCAUGCGGAAGGUGCAUCAGGAAGCCCUCUAAAAGUCUGCGAUGCUAGGUCAUGCAUUACAGGGAUCAUGGGUCAUGAGAAAUAUGCAUGACAAAUCUCGCAUUCUUCCAGACCCGGACAUUUUUGCAUUUGAUAGGCGACGUUGCCGCGCGGCGCGGGGAGGGUGAACCGGCACAGCAUUUAUGCAUUGCAAAAAUGUCUGGGUCUGGAAGGUUGGAACUUGUGAUGCUAACUCUGGACUGCCCUUAGACCUCCGAUGUGAUGCUAACUCUGGACUCUAAAGAAAUCUGCAUUGCAUGACCAGCAAGAGGAGUCCAGUUUGUGCUACGCGGGGAGGGCAUUUGUCAUGCGGAGUAGGCAUCAGGAAGCCCCCUAAAAAUCUGUGAUGCUAGGUCGUGCAUUACAGACAUCCUGGGUCAUGUAAAAUCUGCACGACAGGGCUUGUAUUCUUCCAGACGCAGACAUAUUUGCAAUGCAUAGCGUUCGGGAAACAGACAAGGACUUGGGGCAGAAUGACUCCGCAAACACCUGGGUCGGAAAAGGGAUCUUCAUAUCCUGUGUAAAAACGUCCCCACACCAUAGUUGUCAUGCAACUCUGCAUGCUUAAAAUGUUUCUCAUGCGGAGCCCCAUGAGAAGCAUUUUCUAAUGCGGUUUGGAAAUCUGUAAUGCGCCAAUCAGCAUGAGAUACUAGAUCUGUAAUGCUGCUUAGCUGGCUCAAACAGCACUACACUACGCGUCCAAAUUUGUCAUGCGAAACAGCCAAAUCUUAUGGAUUUGUCUAGCGGAUUUCCCAUCUUGACUCUGGUGUGGGGACAUUUUUACUCAGGAUACUUCAUAUCCGCGGAGGAGAAAAAGGAACUGCUGCGGCCGGAAAGGCUAUCAAAUGCAAAAAUGUCUGGGUCUGGAAAAGUGCAAGUUUGUCAUGCUUGUCUGGCAUGACUCGGGAAUCUGUGUUGCAUAGGCACGAAAAGGCCCGCUUACCUGUCAUACAAAAACAGAGUUUGCCAUGCGGAAUACGUAAGACAUGGCAGCCAAAAAAAUUGUCAUGCAUAGCUGCGUAUUGCAGUGCGUCUAUCUGUAACUUUUAGCAUUACAAGUUUCCAGACCCAGAUAUUUUUGCAAUCCAUAAAGGCGAAAUCAGUACAACCCGAAACGGCCGGACGAGUUUUUUCGGAUGCACCCGACUCUGUGGCUAGAUACGCUGGAACGCGUGCCGGUGCGAAAGGAAAACCAUUUAGGGGAGGAAUUUAGCCUAGCGUUCCAUUCGGACCCGGUGUACGACUUACUCGACAGCCACAGCGAGGGGGAGUCGGAGUCGAUCUAUCCUGAGUAAAAACGUACCCACACCAGAGUCAGGAUGAGGAUUUUGCAACACAAACCUAGGAGUUUUGUGAGUCACGCAUGACAAGUCGCACUAUGCAGUGUAGUGCAGGUUAGCAAGUGCAGCCGCGUCACAGAUUCAUCUGCUGAUCCUGUUCACAGCAUCACAAAUUCCAAAACACGAUUGGAAAUCUGCUGAAUCGACAUUUGGGACGAGUACCUUGGCCCGGGCGGGAUGCUCUUUCACAAUGUGCAACAAAAGCACCUGAAUACCGGGGCCUGCUGUCUGUGCCCGAUUCUGACGCUUUAUUUUCUCCUUUCAUUUUUCACGUUUGGCCUGUGUUGCCAGGCCUGCCAGAUUCGGAACAAGGCGGUGAAAAGGUGGGACGCUGAUUUUAUGCUCUGCAAAAGUAUCGUACUCGUAUAAAUGCAUUUACAAAUUUCCUCAGCAUGAGAAAGAAAAUUUGCGAUGCUGAUUGACCUUGAGAAAAAGGUUUGUAAUGCAUGACUGCAAUACGAGUGCGAUGCUUUUGCACAGGAUAGAUCUGCGCAAGUGGCAAUUUGAGUUCAACAAAGCGCUGGCGCCGUUCGGUAUGUUUGUGAAGACGCAGACCCACUGCUGGAUCACGAUCUCCUACGACGCCGAUGGCCGGCCUUCGAAAAACCGGCAUUUCAGGCGUUGGAUCGCCCUGGCGUUGACCCCGGAACAGAGUGCCCGAUUGGUGAUGGAGCCACACAUUACCGGAGAUGUGGAAAUUGACUACUGCUGCCGGGGAGUCAAUGAGUUGGAACUCAGUAUGCACCCGCCACAAGGAAUGUACUACUAAGCUAGUCCUUAUUUUUCAGGAGUAAGAAGUAUCCGCGUCGUGUUUUUAGAUGUGCACCCACUAAAAUUUCGCACGCUUCCUUGCAGGAGUUGUGUGCGUCUAAGUGCCUACAACUGUAUUCCUCAAGGCAAAAAUAAUAAGAUCGCCGGUUGCGGCGCUAUUUUGAUGAAGCGCGAUAGUUGUAUCUUUAUCAUAUCCACAGACGUUUUGACUGUGCUGAGUCCUCUUGGGGGAUUCUGUCAUUGUGCAAUGCGGUGAAGGGACUGCGACACCACUACAGCCCGUCUGAUUAUCUUGGUUUUGUUAGGAAGGCAGCCUUAGCAGCAUCGCAACUUCAGCACUAUUUUGGUCCUUUGUUGUGGAUGCAAACCGAUUUCUAUUGCAAGUAUGCAAGUAGAUACGGUAGAUCUAUGUUGGAAUAAAUCAUGACUUAAGAAGCCUUUACCUUCCUGUUCCUCUUUUGGCUCGCCCAAGUUCUCUCAUCUUUUGGUUGUGGCCACAGCAGAGCAGGAUAUCUUGAUUACUAGCACUGAAUUGACGUCGACGAGCUCUGGCUCAUCCCAUUUUGUCCUCGGGAUGGCUCGUGGCCGAUCAGAUAUUUUAUUUUCUUUACCGCAGACAAUUCCCCUCCGAUUACGGCGAGGGCGACCCACCUGCAAUCGCUAACUCUGCGCUGAAUGCACAAUGCAAGGAGCAACAUGCUCCCAGGCCGUCGCACGUAUCGAAAAACUAACCGUGGUGUAACGAAUCAACUCAAAGUAGCUUUAGAGCGAACGACGCGUAAAAAUCCAUGCUGCCAUCAGCAUUAACAUCGAACGUGAUUUCGCUGGUCGUGCGUGUCUUCAAAACGCCGGCCCAAGCGAUUGCGAGGUCUAAGUGCGACCUUGAAAGCCCAAACGAUGUCUACAGGAUCUGCAUAGAUCCACAACACUUAC